Molecule: messenger RNA, 792 nt
Organism: Penicillium soppii
Lineage: Eukaryota; Fungi; Ascomycota; Eurotiomycetes; Eurotiales; Aspergillaceae
Exons: 1
Coding region: 1-792 (263 amino acids)
Source: RefSeq, a predicted model, not a curated record
AUGCUACCACGACACGUCCUUUUAUUUGUUCCCUUGGUGAAUGCAUGGACAUUCCGGUAUACCAACCAAACAAACGAAACGGAAAUCAUCCGAGGCACCGAUGAAAGGAAUUGCACGAUUGCGAACAUCGCCGAGGAAAAGCUGUUCACGUGGGAUCCUGAAGGAACAGAUCAAUGCGUUUCCAUAUACCGUGACACUACCUGUGAUUCCAGGGGUGGAUAUUCGUGCACCUCGUGGAGAAAAAAUGCCAGUCGAACGUUCAUGGCUUUUGACAUUAUGCCUGAGAAUCUGAUUCUCGCUAAAGCCCAGACCUCGACACUUGCGUCGACAUCAACGCAGACUUCGACAUCAAAGCAGACUUCGACCUCUACAUCCACAUCUGUCUCUUCUGCAACUUCCACACCGACCACGACGCCCUCCGGCGCCGCUGCCGCUGCAGCCACCGACACCGGCUCUUCUAAAGGACUGUCCGGGGGAGCGAUUGCAGGUGUUGUGAUUGGCGUUGUUGCUGCCGUUGUCAUCAUCAUCGGUCUGGUGGUUUUCUUCAUGAAGAGGAAUAAUAAGAGAGAUGCUACCUCUACCACGCCCGGCAGUUACGGGCCACACGAAGUAGAUGCUACCGGCUCCUCGAUGAGCGGGACCACGGUCCAAGAACCCUUUGCAUCGGUUGGGUUCCGGCCGGCUCCUGGAUCGAAACUUGUUGAGUUGAAAGGCGAUGAGGGGAGUGCUGAGUUGGGCAGUAGCCCGAUUAGUGAGCUCGAUGGGGGCGAUCAACGAAUUCGUCGUUCCUAA